AUGAAGUAUUUCUUACUUGUAUUAAUAAUAUUUAUUUUUUUUCUAGAUUUUUCAGAUGGAAAAAAAAAUAUAAUAAGUAAACAAUUGUACUUGAAUAAAAUAAAUGAGAAUCUAAAAGGAAAAAUUAAUUAUAUAAAUUUUUUAAAAAAUAAAUGUAUAGAAAAAGAAAAAAAAAAACUAUAUAAGUUCCUAUUUAUAAAAAUGAAUAGUAAUUUUAUUAAAAAUUUUCAUACUUUCAAAUUAAAUGUUCGUGGAAGCACUGAUAUCAAGCCUAAAACAAAUAAAUCAAUAGCUAAACGAUUUAAAAUAACAAAAAACGGAAAAUUAAUUAGAAAAAAAGCAGGUAGAAAUCAUAUGUUAAGAAAAAAAACAUCUUCUAAUAAAUCAUCGUUAAGGAAAAGAACUACAAUAGCAUCUAAUAGAAUAGCAAAAAAAUAUAAAAGUGUUAUUUUUAAAUAA
Messenger RNA from Plasmodium gallinaceum, 459 nucleotides. Its product is annotated as apicoplast ribosomal protein L35 precursor, putative. Gene Ontology annotation, cellular component: ribosome; large ribosomal subunit. Lineage: Eukaryota; Apicomplexa; Aconoidasida; Haemosporida; Plasmodiidae. The record is from RefSeq and is a predicted model, not a curated record. Gene Ontology annotation, molecular function: structural constituent of ribosome. Gene Ontology annotation, biological process: translation. Bases 1 to 459 code for a protein of 152 amino acids. The transcript has a single exon.